CAAAUCCAAUCCUUGUAAUCUCUCGCACUUAGCUCCUUCUUAUUCCUCUUUCUGAAAAGAGAAUCGGAAAAUCUCAUAAAACCCUAACCCUAAUUUUGACUCCAACAUUGCCUUGGUCAAAUUACUGCUCCUUGCCACAUCCGUCACUGCUAGCUGCAUUUCAUAAUCUGAUAUGGGAGCUGGGACCGUUCAAACUUAUUCCAAUAUAUAUUUGAGCUAUGCAAGGUGUUGAUUGAGGAGAGAAAAAUCUUACAAUGGCAGAAUAUGUAGCUUCACCAUCGUGCGUCAAGCUGCAUAUGCAGAGAAGUUAUGUUGAGCAGAGAGGUUGCAUUGCCUGGAAUUCGCAUUUCAGGAUAGCUCAAAGGUCUACUUAUGCUUAUUUGCUUCCUGGCUUAUUACCCUGUACUUUUGCCCCGCUAUUUUCGUUGGGUUGUAAGAAGUAUUCACAUGGAGGCUGUAAGGUUGUCCAGCGCUCAGUGUGGAAAAUGUGGGAGCUUAAUCAUAGUUUAUUAAAUUUGAAACUAAGUCCCCGUCUCAGGGAGACUUCCUUAAAGUCUACUUGCUUGGGGUCUUUGGUAAAUCCUGAUGGUGCAACAGCCUCUGAUUGGAUACCCAUUGUUGAUCAAGUGCUUCUGAUGACCAGUAUGUUUCUCACAUACACUGCUGGAGUUAUUCCUGCUCGGAAGUCUUAUGUAAAUUGUCCAAACAAUAUCUACAAUGACGAUGUGGUCUCUGAAAGCUCAAACACUUCUGGUAGUGACAUGAAGAACGAUGACCGAGUUGAUUCAAAGAAUGCCUUGGAUGUAGUGAAAAGAAAACUUUUGGACUCUGUAAAUGCUCUUGAACAUGGCCGUAAGUUGGGGGCCAGGAUCCUUGAAUUUGAAGAUCACCAUGCCAAGCAACCUUUAAGUUUGAAUGCUGUUGCUGAGGGUCCAAGACUGCAUUUGCUUUGGGCUUCUUUUCGGCAAGUUGAGGAAGAGGUGAAUAAAAUCUCACAAAUUUCAGAAAUGGCUAAUAUGGACAAUUGUCUGGCAAUUUUUCCUGAAAUCAUGCAAAAAUGCUGUCAGCCUAUAUGCAUGACAUGGCUGGAAAAGGAGCUUCACCUCAAAGAGAGUGAUACUAACAAGGCACUCGCCUCUCUGAUAUUGGAAAGGUUAAAAGGGGAUGACACAGUUUUACAGAACAUCAAAAAGUCAGGCAAAGAAGAUUUAUAUGCGGAAUUUUUGUGCUUUCUAAGUUUUGGUUCUCUCAGGGAGGGCUGCUGUUAUGACAAUAGCUUAUUUAUUUUGCACGGAAUUUCCAUAUUGGAAGAUUUGGUGAUAACAUUAGCUGAUGGGAUUGCAAGCAUAUUUUUGGAGCUUAUUUCUGUUGAUGGCAAUUUGUCAAAUGAAAUGAAUAGACUGGGUCUGGCAUUAUGUACUUUGUCAACCCGGGCACUCCAAAAACUACGCAAUGAGGUGGCUUUGAACCAGUGGCUGUUUCAAAAUGUGGAGGCAAUUGUAUCAAUGUACGAGGAUCGCUUUGACCUAUGCAACCUGAAGAGCCAAAUCGUUGAGGUACCAAGAAAUAGCCAGACACAGAAUUAUAGUUGGUGGAAGAGGCUUACCCUUCAAAAAUCUGAAACUGUGUCAUCUCAAAUGCAUCAGAUUUUGAUAAGCCAAUUUUCCAUGUCUGUAAAGCGGACCAAGGAAUUGAGGGGCCUGAAAGGAUGGAGAUAUUACUUCAGCCUAUUGCUUGAGUUAUCUGACAUCAGCAUGCCCUUGAUUAGAGCUGUAAUUGACAAAGUCAGCAAUGCCAUCUCGUUCUUUCUAGUUUGCUUGAUUGGGAGGUCAUUAGGACUCAUCUAUACUGGAAUUAGGCAGUCACUGCGAUGGAAGUGAUUAUGUAAAAGGGACGUUUUUGUUGUUUAUUGCAAUUUCCCUUCACACAAGUUUUUGCCUCAGAAGAAUGUGACUUAGAACUUUCAGAUUGAAAUCUUCAAUUCUUUUGCCCGGGCCUUUUGAGGCUUCCCUUA
Molecule: messenger RNA, 2014 nt
Organism: Alnus glutinosa
Lineage: Eukaryota; Viridiplantae; Streptophyta; Magnoliopsida; Fagales; Betulaceae
Exons: 9
Coding region: 255-1880 (541 amino acids)
Source: RefSeq, a predicted model, not a curated record